AUGGCAUCCGGUGACGUGAGCUACCCUGAUCCCAAUGGUUCCAGCAUCAAAGAUGCUGUGACUCAAGGCCCUGUCGUCGAUCAUAUCAAAUCCGAGGCAUCCCGUGCCGGUAACGAGCUGCGCGAUCUCCGUGCCUCGUCUUCUUCGCCAUCCUCCACCACUGCGACCGGACAGCCUCUGACUUACUACCAUUCCCUCCUCUAUAAUCUUCUGAGUUGGGAACAACCUCGUGCCACCGCCAUUUCCUAUGCGACCGUCGUGACCUUUAUCUUCGCCGCCCGGUAUCUUCCUCUGCUGCGCUGGUUCUUCAAGUUCCUUUACGUGACUCUGGGUUUCACUGCUGCGGCCGAGCUUGGUGGUAGGCUCGUAUUCUCGCAAGGCCUAGCCAGCUCGUUCCGUCCCCGUAAAUACUACACCAUUCCGAAGGAUACUCUGGAGGGGGUUCUGGCCGACUUGGAGCAGCUCUUCGACUUCCUCCUCCUUGAGUUCCAGCGCAUUCUGUUUGCCGAGAACAUUGUCCACACUGUUGCUGCGUUCAUCUCCGCGUUCUCCGCCUACUGGUUGAUCAAAUGGCUCCCACUGUGGGGAUUGUCCCUGAUUGCUGUCAACAUUGCCUACUUCGGUCCCCUUGUGUAUAUGAACAACCAGGAAGUCAUUGAUGCCCAUAUCGCGAACGCCCAGGAGGUCAUCAACACCCAGGCCAGCCAGCUGAAGGGUCUUGCCGAGGAGCAGACUUCUCAUGCGACAGGUCUCAUGAAACAGUAUGUGGACGACUAUAGCGCCAAGGCUCAGGAGUACAUUACCCCCCGUCGAUCUGCGUCACCGGGGAUGACCAAGGCCGCCAGCCCCGUGGUCAAGCAGGAGCCUACACCCGAGACGGCCGUCAAGGCGUCCGAUUUCCCGGAAGCCCCUAAGCAGGAGCCCGUCGCCGAGGCCGGCGAGGCCGUCCCUACUCGUGAACCCCUUUUGGCCUAA
Molecule: messenger RNA, 975 nt
Organism: Aspergillus terreus NIH2624
Lineage: Eukaryota; Fungi; Ascomycota; Eurotiomycetes; Eurotiales; Aspergillaceae
Exons: 7
Coding region: 1-975 (324 amino acids)
Source: RefSeq, a predicted model, not a curated record